This is a messenger RNA of Verticillium dahliae VdLs.17, 381 nucleotides long. RefSeq lists its product as uncharacterized. The transcript has 4 exons. Lineage: Eukaryota; Fungi; Ascomycota; Sordariomycetes; Glomerellales; Plectosphaerellaceae. The record is from RefSeq and is a predicted model, not a curated record. The coding region runs from base 1 to 381 and encodes 126 amino acids.
AUGAGUAACCGCGAGGGUGCUGUGGGCCUUCCAUUCUCCUUCUGCGGUCGUGGUGCUGAACUGCAAAAGACGCCGCUUGGUAUUGAGAUGUGCGCAAAGGGGGAAAACUGCCAGGCUGUAGGAACCAUUGUGUAUAACAACCCGUCGGCGUUCAACAUCAAAACUCGUUCCAAAUCCCUGAAACAUCGCCGAACGGGCACAGGCAAUAAGCUGGUAACGAUAGAAGCGGAGAACAAUUAUGUUCCCGAGAAGCUCAAGGAUCCAAUGGAUCUGUCUCGCCACCAAGUGCCAGGGGGCAUCUGCGGAGCCACGAGACUUAGUUUAGGGGCUAAAGACUACGAGAAGGGACAAGACUUCUUUACUCUCCUCAUUACCUCCUAG